CAGCCGCCGCCGCCCCGAAAGGAAGCCGAGAGGUCCGAAGGAGGAGAGCAUGUCCGAGACGGCGCCCGAAGCCCCCGCCGCCGCUGCGCCGGCCGCCAAGGCGCCGGCCAAGAAAGCCAAGAAGCCCGCGGCCGCCGCCAAGCCGCGCAAGGCCGCCGGGCCCAGCGUCACCGAGUUGCUGACCAAGGCGGUGGCCGCCUCCAAGGAGCGCAACGGCGUGUCCCUGGCGGCGCUCAAGAAGGCCCUGGCGGCGGCCGGCUACGACGUGGAGAAGAACAACAGCCGCAUCAAGCUGGGCCUGAAGAGCCUGGUGGGCAAAGGCACGCUGGUGCAGACCAAGGGCACGGGCGCCUCGGGCUCCUUCAAGCUCAACAAGAAGCAGCAGCAGCAGCAGGAAGCCAAGGACAAGGUGGUCAAGAAGAAGCCGGCCCUCAAGAGCAAGAAGCCCGCCCCCAAGAAGCCCAAGAAGCCCGCCCCCAAGAAGAGCCCCAAGAAGGCGGUCAAGAAGCCGGCCGCGGGAGCCAAGAAGCCGGCCAAGAGCCCCAAGAAGGCCAAGCCCGCCAAGGCCAAGAAGCCGGCGAAAAGUCCCGCCAAAGCCAAGGCGGUCAGGGCGAAGGCAAAGGCCGCCAAGCCCAAGACUCCCAAGGCGAAGGUGGCCAAGCCCAAGAAGGCGGCGGCCAAGAAGAAGUAAAGCGGCUCCUCUGACACUUCCGAUCCCAAAAGGCUCUUUUAAGAGCCACCCAAUUUUUCCUUUGAAAAGAGCUGGCCUCA
This is a messenger RNA of Pseudonaja textilis, 771 nucleotides long. Lineage: Eukaryota; Metazoa; Chordata; Lepidosauria; Squamata; Elapidae. The record is from RefSeq and is a predicted model, not a curated record.